CUUUCUCCAGCUCUCUCUCUCUCAUAUCUGUAUGUUUCUAUAUAUAGAUAUUAAUUUACAUCGUCGGAAUUCUUUCUUCCUUUUUAUAAUGUCCCAUCGUUUCGCCGGAUUUGGCCUCUGAGAUACCUAAUUUUGUCUGGAUCCGAAAUGCCGCCUCCCUCCUCUGAGAGUGUGGGGGGAACACGGCUGUGUCUUUGUUCAUUGGUUGCUAUGUUCAUCUCUUCCGGCGGCAUUGUAUCGAUCUCCGAUUGCCGUCCGAUGUCCUGCGCUCAUUUGUCUUCGCUUAUAUCCUGUUUGUUUGUGCGGCUGAGUUGACUCAGUGAGCUGGACGGUGAGAGUUUCCAAUUUUGUUGGAUAGGAGAGAGUAGUGUAAAUCAAUCUGUAGAGGAGGCUAUAGAUGGAUUCUUCAGGGGUACAACAGAGGAGAGGAGGUGGUGGAAUGGUGUCGCUAUCUCCUUCUCAGACUCCGCGAUCCACAGAUAAAGCUGCUGUGAGGGAUCUACGAUCAGCAGAUUCAGGUUCCAGUACCAGACAUGACAAAGAGAAAGGAGUAAAUGUGCAGGUUAUUGUGCGUUGCAGGCCAUUGAGUGAGGAAGAAAUGAAGGUUCGUGCUGCACCGGUGAUUUCCUGUAAUGAAAGUAGAAGGGAAGUCACAUCAGUUCAGAGUAUUGCUAACAAGCAGAUUGAUAGAACAUUCCAAUUUGACAAGGUUUUUGGUCCUAGUGCCAAGCAAAAAGACUUGUAUGACCUCGCAGUGUCUCCAAUCGUGUAUGAAGUUCUUGAGGGCUAUAAUUGCACCAUCUUUGCCUAUGGUCAGACAGGCACAGGAAAGACAUACACUAUGGAAGGGGGAGCUAGGAAGAAAAAUGGAGAAUUUUCAGUUGAUGCUGGUGUUAUUCCUAGAGCUGUUGAACAAAUUUUCAAGAUACUAGAAGCUCAGCACGCCGAGUACAACAUGAAAGUCACGUUUUUGGAGCUUUACAAUGAGGAAAUAACAGACCUUUUGGCCCUUGAAGAAACUCCGAAGUUUGUUGAUGACAAAUCGAAGAAACCCAUAGCCUUGAUGGAAGAUGGCAAAGGUGGUGUUCUUGUGAGGGGUCUGGAAGAAGAGAUAGUAUGUACUGCUGAUGAGAUCUACAAAAUAUUGGAGAAGGGCUCUGCAAAGCGGCGUACAGCAGAGACUCUUCUUAACAAGCAAAGUAGUCGUUCUCACUCAAUAUUUUCCAUCACCAUUCACAUUAAAGAAGUUACUCCGGAGGGGGAAGAGAUGAUAAAGUGUGGAAAGCUGAAUCUUGUUGAUCUAGCUGGGUCAGAGAACAUUUCACGUUCUGGAGCACGAGAGGGUAGAGCAAGGGAAGCAGGAGAGAUUAAUAAAAGCUUGCUUACACUUGGUCGUGUGAUAAAUGCUCUUGUCGAACAUUCUGGCCAUAUACCUUAUAGGGACAGCAAAUUAACAAGACUACUGAGGGAUUCACUGGGAGGCAAAACAAAGACAUGCAUUAUUGCUACUGUAUCACCAUCUAUUCAGUGUUUGGAAGAAACACUCAGUACACUAGAUUACGCACAUCGUGCCAAGAAUAUUAAAAACAAGCCAGAGAUCAAUCAGAAGAUGAUGAAAUCUGCCAUGAUCAAGGAUCUGUACUCUGAAAUUGACCGAUUGAAGCAAGAGGUUUAUGCUGCGAGAGAGAAAAAUGGUAUCUAUAUCCCACGAGAUCGCUAUCUGCAAGAAGAAGCUGAAAAGAAGGCCAUGGCAGAAAAAAUAGAGCACAUGGAAAUGAAUUCAGAGUCUAAAGACAAGCAAUUGAUGGAGCUUCAGGAUCUCUACAAUUCUCAACUUAAUUUGACAGCAGACCUGUCUGAGAAUCUUGACAAAACGAAGAGGAAACUUGAAGAAACUGAAGAUUCUUUGUCAGAUCUUGAAGAGAAACACAGACAAGCAAAUGCAACAAUAAAGGAGAAAGAGUUCUUGAUAUAUAAUCUUCUGAAAUCUGAGAAAGCAUUGGUGGAACGUGCAGUUGAGCUGAGGGCAGAACUUGAAAGUGCUGCAUUGGAUGUAUCCAGUCUAUUCUCCAAAAUUGAGCGGAAAGAUAAAAUUGAAGAUGGAAAUAGAGUCCUUGUUCAGAAGUUCCAGUCCCAAUUGACCCAGCAGCUAGAGAUAUUGCAUAAGACUGUGGCAUCCUCAGUCACCCAACAAGAGGCACAACUGAAGGACAUGGAAGAAGAUAUGCAUUCUUUCGUGUCAACCAAGGCUGAGGCUACUGAGGAACUUCGUGGAAGGGUUGGCAAGCUGAAAAUUAUGUAUGGAUCAAGGAUCAAAGCUUUGGAUGAUAUGGCUGAACAGCUUGAAGGAAAUUCUCAAUCAACCUUUUCCAAUCUAAACUCUGAAGUAUCUAAGCAUUCACACGCCCUCGAAGAUCUCUUCCAUGGAAUAUCAUCAGAGGCUGAUGCAUUACUUAAUGAUCUCCAAAGCAGUCUACACAAACAGGAGGAAAAGCUUACAGCCUAUGCACAACAGCAGCGCGAGGCACAUUCCAGAGCAGUGGAAACUGCACGAUCAGUCUCCAAAAUUACAGUCAAUUUUUUCAACACUCUGGAUUCUCAUGCUUCCAGCCUGAACCACAUUGUGGAAGAAGCACAAUCUGUAAAUGAUAAGAAGUUGUCCGAUCUAGAAAAGAAAUUCGAGGAGUGUGCUGCUAACGAGGAAAAGCAAUUGUUAGAGAAAGUGGCAGACCUUUUGGCAACGUCAAACCAAAGGAAGAAGAAACUGGUUCAAAUGGCUGUCCAUGAUCUACGGGAGAGUGCUAACAGUAGAACCAGAAAACUGCAGCAAGAAAUGUCCACCAUGCAAGAUUCAACAUCUACAAUCAAAGCAGAAUGGACGGUCCAUAUGGACAAAACAGAAUCGAACUACCGUGAGGAUACAUCUGCUGUGGAGAAUGGAAAGGAAGACUUGGAAUCAGUCCUUCACAACUGUUUGGACAUGACUCAAAUGGGUGCACAACAGUGGAAGAAUGCCCAAGAGUCGUUGCUUCACCUAGAAAAGACGAAUGUUGCAUCCGUUGAUUCCAUUGUCAGGGGAGGAAUGGAAGCGAAUCAAGCCCUACGUACAAAGUUUUCAUCAGCUGUAUCAGCUGCACUCGAAGAUGCAGAUGUGGCCAACAAUGAUCUCCUUUCCUCCAUUGAUAACGCACUGAAACUCGACCGUGAUGCAUGUGGGAAUAUGAAUGCCAUGAUCGGGCCAUGUUGCGAGGAUUUAAGGGAAUUAAAGGGUGGUCAUCACCACAAGGUAGUGGAGAUCACUGACCAUGCCGGGAAAUGCCUUCUGGAAGAAUACACGGUGGAUGAACCAUCUUGUUCAACACCGAGGAAGCGGGGAUUCAACCUGCCGAGCAUUGGUUCAAUCGAGGAGCUCAGAACUCCUGCAUUCGAGGAGCUGCUGAGAUCAUUCAGAUCCGCAAAGCAGCAUCACCUGCAGCUAUCCAAUGGAGACAUCAACAAGAACGUCGCCGCUGCUGUGGGAACCGGAACCUACGAGUCCGCUAAUAACAAUUCCCCGCAGUCACUGAGAGACUCCAGAGUUCCUCUCACUGCUAUCAACUGAAGCAGGGAGCCAACUUUAGGAGGAUAGAUAUAUCAAAGCAGACUUCCCUUCUCCAUUCUUUUGGUGGCGAAGGAAGCGAUGCAGGUGGCGAUCUCUGUGUGUGUGUUCUAUGUACAGAAAGACAUACAUUCAUUUUGUGUGGCCUGGUGCUGAGUGUGGUCUACUUAAAGUAUAUAUUAGAGAGAGAGAGAGAGAGAGAGAGAGAGAGAGAGAGAGUUUUGAUUGAUUCAUUGGGUAAUAUUAUUGAUUGGUUUUUCUGUUCGUUGGUAACACUCUUUCCUCCCAAGUUUUUUGGGGUGAAUUCAUGUGUACUACAAGGCACGCCAAAACAUAUGCGGUAGUCGUGGUUGGCGCUAGAGUUAAUCACAGACACAGUGGGCAAUGAAAUGAUGGAAAACUGCUCCCCCUUCCUUUUGUUUGGCUUCUGUCUUUGUGAUGAUGAAUCAUGAAACCGACCGUUAGUUGUCGUGUCAUGUCCAUCUGUAAGUUUCAAGUUGUAUGUAUGACUUCAUAACUUAAAACACAAGUCGACCGAAACAAUAUGAAC
Molecule: messenger RNA, 4148 nt
Organism: Linum tenue
Lineage: Eukaryota; Viridiplantae; Streptophyta; Magnoliopsida; Malpighiales; Linaceae
Source: the annotation of a GenBank genome assembly